Messenger RNA from Lodderomyces elongisporus, 1986 nucleotides. It is a transcript of the gene GYP5, whose product is annotated as Gyp5p. The record is from RefSeq and is a predicted model, not a curated record. The transcript has a single exon. Lineage: Eukaryota; Fungi; Ascomycota; Pichiomycetes; Serinales; Debaryomycetaceae. Bases 1 to 1986 code for a protein of 661 amino acids.
AUGGAUAAUGAUACCAAGGAUGAUGUAGAGACAAAGGACGAGGUUUUUGAAGACACAAUUGAGGGCCACGAGUCCUUGCCGACACAAGCGGAAAUUGAGGAACCACAAACGAGUCAAGUCCUGCUACCUUCAAGAGACCCGAUUCAAACAUGCUUACAACUAAACCUGCUGUCUAUCCCACUAUCACAAACAAGUAAAUCGGCAAACGACACCGCAAAUGAACCGGAAUUCUUGCAGAAGAUAUCUACAGUGCUGACCAGUUACGACAAGUCAACCUCGAAUUAUCUCUUGCAGUCGAAACAUAACAUUUUGUCGCUCAAGUUCAAAGACAAGGACUCUGUAACACAAAGAACACUCGAAGAUGGUGCAUUGAAUAUCAAGAAUACAUUUAGCAAUAUCAAGAAUAUAGUCGGCGGUAUGAGCCAAGUCAACUCCCCUUAUAAGAUUGACUGGGAUUUCUGGACUUGGGUUGUUGAUGACUACGACUAUAUUGUCAACAAUAAGCUGGACCAGUUGAACGAAUUAAUAGCACAGGGUAUCCCCAGUGAAAUCAGAGGUAUAAUAUGGCAAAUCGUCACCAAAUCCAAGGACUCCAACUUGGAAGAUUUGUAUAGGUCUCUCAAACAUGAAAGUUCUAUUCACGAGAAGGCAAUCAAGCGAGACCUUACCAGGACAAGCUUCUUUACAAACAUUGACGCAGUGAACAAGGCCGAUGAGUUGUACAACGUUAUCAAGGCUUAUUCCUUGUAUGACCCUGAUGUAGGGUACACCCAGGGAAUGAUAUUUAUAGCGGUUCCCUUGAUUAUGAAUAUGCACGAAAGUGAAUGUUUCUGUCUCUUGGUGCUCUUGAUGAAAGAAUACCAAUUAAGGGAACUAUUUUGUCCCGAGAUGAAAGGGUUGCAUUUGUUGUUAUACCAGUUUGACUGUCUUUUAGCCAAAAACGUGCCUACAUUGUACAACCAUUUGGUGAAACAAGGUAUCAAGUCUUCAAUGUAUGCAAGUCAAUGGUUUCUCACGUUUUUCGCUUACAAAUUCCCCUUGGACAUUGUGUUGCGGAUCUACGAUGUGAUCAUUACGGAAGGAAUGGAGUCGAUUCUAAAGUUUGCAGUCAAUUUAAUGGUCCAGAACGAAGCAAGUUUACUUGCUUUAUCUUUUGAUAAGCUCUUGGAGUUUUUAAAAGAUAAAUUGUUUAAUGUUUAUGUUAACCCAGCAUUUAUAAAGAAUACAAAGCACGAUAGUAAAGUGCUGUCGCCAACAAAGUUUAGUGCAAUACUUACAAGGAGAGUAUCACACACUUCUUCGGCAGGGUCGAUACCAUCUCCUACAUCUUCAAAUAAAAAAAAUGGCGAGACAAAUCACCAUUCUUUCAGCAAUAGCAAUACCAUAACCUCCCCCACUUCCACCACCACUUUUUCUUCUUCUUCUUCUCCUUCAUCAUCAUCAUCGUCGCCAUCAAGUUAUUAUCAACUUGAUGAGUUUGUUCAAGAUGCAAUGAAGAUUAACAUUGAUCCUAUGGACUUGACGAAAUUUGAAAAUAGAUUUAACCAAUGUUUUGAAGAAGAAAAGGCCAAGUUACUGGAUAUUAAACAAGUGAAAAUCGAGAAUGGAAAGCUUCGACACGAGUUGAAGCAAUUGGAAUUUGAAUAUGCCAACCUCGAACGUGAUCACGUAGAUCUUAUGCAAGGCUUGGUUGAUCUCAAAGUCACAUUACCGGAAGUUCUUAGUGCCAAUGAAGAGAGUCGAGCCAAAAUCAAUAAACUUGAACAGGAAAUCAAAGAGUUGGAGCUGAAGACAGAGUCAUCUGACCAACAUGAUGUUCCAGCAUCAAUCGAGGAAAAGAUCAAGGAAUUGUUAUUGGUGAAUGCAGAAGAGGUAGAGUUGACGGCAAAUUUGGAAGAUGAAUUGGCCACGCUUGUAGAAGAGGAAUACCAAUUGGAUCAAGAGUUGAAAAAGCACAACCAAGGAUGGUUUAAAUGGAGUUCGUAA